Molecule: messenger RNA, 10167 nt
Organism: Scylla paramamosain (green mud crab)
Lineage: Eukaryota; Metazoa; Arthropoda; Malacostraca; Decapoda; Portunidae
Product: progestin and adipoQ receptor family member 4-like
Cellular component (GO): membrane
Molecular function (GO): signaling receptor activity
Source: RefSeq, a predicted model, not a curated record
UGCCAGCAGUUGCCAGCCACCGCUUAGCUCGGCUCAACGUCACUCAAGUUUUGUUACUCUGUAUUAAUAGACUGUUUACGUUCAGUCUCCUUUAUUUUUUUUUAAACUGUAGAGUUACUGCUAUAAAGGUUAGCUCGCAGUGCGCCAAUUUGAGUCGUAUUAUCACUGUUAGAGUGAAUUUAGUUAAGUCCCCGGUGUUCUCCUCGGCUGCCCGGAUGUGCAUGUAGUGUGGCUGGUGUUAUUGUGUCUCCUGGCGGUGUUGUGAGCGAGGGGUGUCCUGGGCAUCGUUGUAGGCAGCAGGUGUGGGGUCGUGCUACAGGGAGGGCAGGGUGCAGGGAGCGGCCGGCGGUACAGACGAGAGGACAGUGCUGAGGUGCGCGUGGCUCUGCUCACUUGCCUUAGUGUCGCUCUCCUCUCGCCGCCUAACACAGCGCGCCCAGUCCCUCUUUCCUGGGUAAGAAGUGCUCACGUUCCCGCCGCAGCACCGGGUACCGCCCUAAGUUUGUGUUGAUGGGCCAACUGUGAUAUCGCCGCGGCAGUGAGUGCGAGGCUGACGGCGGCAUGUCAGGGAGCGGCAUGAGCAAGCAGGACUCCGGCGGGGUUGCCGAUGCCGGGGCCGGGGGAGUAGCAGCAGCAUCAGCAGCGGCGUCAGCUGUAGCAGAAAGUAAGCUUAGACAAAGAACAGUGGCCGAUAGUCGAGACCAGAAUUGCUCACAGUUUCACAAUGGCGCGCUGGUCUCUGAGGAGAACUCAAGCAGUAAGCAGUGCUCGCUACACCUGUGGUCCAGAAAGGCGCUGCUCAGACGCAAGGACCUUCCCAAGCACCUGCAGUUCAACCCCUACAUCGAGACGGGCUACCGGCCUCUCCUGUCCGCGUGGGGCUGUCUCAUGAGCCUCUUCUAUUUCCAUAAUGAAACCAUCAACAUCAUCACCCACGGCGUGCCCAUGCUGUAUAUCCUGCUGUGGUGGCCGACGCUGCUGCCCUGGUCUGACAUCACGGUGCCGGUCCUGCCCUGGAUCCACCUGGUGUCGACGGUCAGCCCCUGGGUAGGCUCCACUAUCUACCACCUGUUCAUGAACCCACCGCGCGGGGAAUCUUGUUAUAAGUCCCUGCUGCACCUUGACAUGUUUGGGAUCUGGAUCACGCAGAGCUUCGGGGCGCUCACCACAGUGUACGCCUCCGUGUCUUGCCUAAGCAGCCCCUGGAUAUGGAGGGUCCUUGCAGUCUACUGUGCCGUGUCCCUCUGGUGUUUGUAUAAGGCUUCGCACGCCCGUAAUCCCUGGGAGCGGCGGUUCUGCUUCACCCUGCCCUUCCUAAUGCGCGCCGUCUCCGCCACGCUGCGGGUCACGGCCUGGGGGGGCGGCCACCCUCGAGCCUUCAAACACAUCAUAUUACAGGAUCUAUUGGCGGUUCUGGGCGGGUUCGUGGGAGCCUUGCGGGUGCCUGAGAAGUGGGUGCCCGGGCGCCUGGACCUGCUGGCCAACUCACACCACAUCAUGCACGUGGUGGUAGUGUACGCCGUGUACCACCUCCACCAAGGCGCCGUGCUGGACCUCGUCUGGCUCUCCGGCAACACCGCCUGCCUCCACCCUGCCGUCGCCUCCCCCACACCGACACUCUAAUACACAUACGCACAGUUAUACGCGACAUUGCUAACACGCACACAAGUGACAGGUAAACAUUCAUAAAUACAUAUAUUCAUUCAUACAUGAGUGAAGCUACAUAUCCAUCAUCAUUUUGCUCCUUCCCUUCCUUUCGUUUCUCUUUCUUCUGCUUUCUCUUCUUUCUUUCUUUCUUUCGUAAAUUUAUUCCUCCUCCUUCGCUUCCUUCUAUAUCCACCUUCUCCCCAUUCUUCUUUCUUUUCUUCCUUCAUUUUCUUUUCCUCUUCCUUGUUUUCCUUCUCCUUUUUUCCUCUUCCUCCUUGGUCAUGCAUUGUUACUACGUUUUCUGUAUUUCAUCUGGACACACACACACACACACACACACACACACCAGACCUCACUCAGUAGUCAACCACCACCACCACCACCACCACCACAGCGGGUUACAUUCUGUUUCGUUCGUCUUAUCAUUUUAAUACGUGGUUGGUUACAAGAUGACGCGCAGUAUUAAGUAGGAGUUCUUAUAGCUAAAUAUUUCAUUCGUAUAGCUGCUAGUCACGUCACGUCAUUUCAUUCCUGUUAGUAAGCUGACACCCAGCACUGACCGGCACGUGAGGAAGGGGAAAGAAGCAGGAAGAGUGUUAGGUCAUAUUGGGCUGUCAACUAUAGGGACCUUAUUUAGAUUUAGUUCGUGUUUCUGGAUAAUGUUUGACCCUUGUAGCCUGUGACAGUUAACGGUAUUUUUAUUAUUGUUUUUUUUCCAUGUAUUUAUUAAUCAUUUUUUUAUUUUAUUAUUUAUUUUAUUUUUUUUUCUAUUCGGACCGUAUUCUCUGACUUUUCGCGUCUUAUUUUGACUACUUUUAAAAGGCUUUAUCAGAAUUUAUUUGUGAGCGUUUUCAAAGGUGUUUUUCAUCAUUCUAGUACUAGGUUAACAGGUUUUAGGGAAUAAUUGGGACUCUCAAGGAUGUGUUAUGGAUUCUAGUGAUAGUUUAACAAGAAUUCCACAUCACCAAUGAAACACACACACACACACACACACACACACACACACACACACACACACACACACACACACACACACACACACGAAAACUCGGCUAAUGAUCUGUAUGGCCUUUUAAAAUAGUCUUCAUCAGAUGCCAAGGAUUUCAGAAUACGGGGCCUGGACCUUGGAGCACAAACAUAUUUUAUUUAGUUAAGUUUUAGUAUUUGAUUUCAGAUGUUUUGUUUUAUACUUCAUAGAUUUAUUUGUCCCCUCUUUUUUUCCGGGGUGUUUCGAAUGGACAGUGUGUAUAUAUUGAAGAUGGACAGUGUGAUUUUUUAUGUACAUUUGGUAGAGUUUAUCAUUGAAUGUGAGGCAUUUAUACAAGUGACCCGCCCUCUCAGUUCUAUUCUUCUCUAAUGCUCUCAUUAUUACGUGUUUAUGAAGUACGGGAAUACAAGCUCCGCUGUGAUGAAAUUUUCACUUGCAGUUGAUACUCACAUUAUUAAUCAUAUUAAACUGUAUACAUAUUACCGGUUAUUAAUUUUGUGUUUGACUCAUACGUACGAAAAUAAUGAAUGGCAGUUAGAUAUUUCGAUCGGUGUUGUCAAAGGCAUUCAGUUAAAAGUCCUUAAUUAUAUAGUCAGGCAUAGAAAGAAGUAUCACACAAAAAAUGGUCACAAUUGAUAAUAAUUGUUUGCUCUUGUAUGUACGAUAAUAAUGAAAGACGGGACGAAGGUUUGGUGUCAUGUCGCAAAAGUUUCGAGUUACUCGGUAGUGUUUCGUGUCUUGUUCUUAUGUUGCCAAUGUUUGAGGUGCAAGAGGAACAGUGGAGGGGUGAGAAAUGACUUUGAGAAACUGAAAGGACGCCUGGGUUGGUAAGAGCAAGAUAUGAAUUGAGUUUGGGGGUUUGAAUGGCGAGUAGCGAGACAUCAACGUGUUUAGCUUAUAUUCUCUCUCUCUCGCUCUCUCUCUCAGCUAGCCUUGACACACAUUGACAUCCAGGUAGCCUAAAAGAAAGAAAAAAAAAAAAAAUAUUUGCUACUUUCUCAAGUUUAUCGUGUGAACUUUAAAGCGUGACUGGGUUUCAAGGCCACGUGUUUUCUUCCCGCGUCCCUCUCACUUGUCUUAUACACUGACACUUGCAGAUCUACUGGCUUUUUUGUACUUUCCUUUAUGUUUUUUUUUUUUUUAUGAUUUAACCACAAGCUGAGAGGAUUGGGUCACCUUUGUGUGUGUGUGUGUGUGUGUGUGUGUGUUUCAUGGGAACAAUGAUAAUCUUCAGUGCAAAAGAAGACGGAAGGAAAUAUUUGAACGUGUAACCUCAAGUUGUCCUCAGGCGAGUGCUGGCGUGGUGCUGAAGGCGUCACUGUCGGCUGAAGGAGGCAUUCCCUUGUUGAUAUAUUUUCAUCAUUCAUUACCUAUACACAUCGGAGUCCAUAAAGAUUUGUUGAUCACACGUCAAGAGCUGUGCCGACUAUCAGGGGCAAAGAUAUUCAGGGAUUGGAUUUGAGCAGUUACUUUGAGAUAUUUAAUCCGUAUUCUGAAAUGUUUUGGCGUCUUAUUACAGCUAUUUUGAACAGGCUGUAGAGGAAAUUAUUGAGGUUUUCAUAGGCGUUUUCAUGAUUCUAGUGAUAGUUUAACAAGUUUAACAAAGAUUCCACAUCAUUAUUGGAGAAAACACCCAUGAGGACCUGACUAAUUUCUUGCCUCGUAAAAUAGUAGUAAUAAGAGCUCAUUGUUUAAGAGUACAGGGUUUAAUCUUUGCACGAAUUGAGUGGAGCUAGGCUAUCCUUUGUGCCACAUUCUAACACUACCAAUGCAAUACUGAUAAGAUUACUGUGAGUCUAUUGGGUGACCAAAGCUGAAUAUAGAUGUAUAUGUAUAUGUAUAUGGCUAUUUAAUAUAUAUACCAGGGACUGAUUACUGAACCAAAAGGUGUGCAUUGUUAUGGAUGAAUGAAAGGAUUUUUUGAGUGUUUAUUUAAUUGGUGUUGAUAUUUAUUUGUAGAUUUUUAUCAUUUUUGCCACCACCGGUGCUGAGUUUUGACAGAUGAGGUAUUGGUGUUGGUGGCAAAUAGUUCAGGGUAUUCAGUGUUACACAAUUGGCUGGAAACACUUGUUACUUUCAAACCCUCAGGCUGUACAUGCAUGAAGUAUUCCCCUUUGCCCAGGACCAAAAGGAUAAUGCAUGUAGUAUAUUGAUUUCAAAGGUGGAAUGGAACCAGGUGUACAUUUAUAUAUAUUUUCACUGCUUGGUAAUCUUGUGUAGGCAUUAAUGCUGAUUUGUGUUGCUCCAGCUGUUUUCCUGGAGGGGUGAGUGGUAGUGCAACACCCAGUGAUGUAUAAUCUUGUACAUGAAGAGAUCUUAUAACAAUACACAAGUAGAUCUUAUACAGUACAUAAAUAGUUCUCACAUAGUACAUUAGUUCUUACACGGCCACAACCUUUGGCUUAGUGUGUGUGUACAAGUGAGUAAGACAACUGCUGCUGUGGGAAGAAGAGGCAAAGUAUACAGAAAUGUGACAUACAUUGGUGGCUGACAACUUGUGGCUUUUGCCUGUGCGUACAAGAGUCAGUCUGCUGUCACGGGAAGAAAAGUUACAUGAUGCAGAAAUAUGACAGGGCGUUGUGACUCUUCGUAAGCAUGGCAGGGUGUUGUGACUUUGUAAUGUGCUUGGUGAAGAUGACCACCACCACCACCGCCACCACUAGUAUCACGGUCACCACUGUGCUCAAAUGGCUCUUCGAUGACCUGUUACUUUUCUGUUAACCUGCGUGCAUGGUUUAUAAUUGUGGGUAUGUACGUGGUAGUGAAUGGCCUCACUUGAUGAUGGUGUUGGGAGAGGCCAUGUAACAGAAGCCAUCUCAAGCUGAAGCAAUUGUUUCUAUUAAGACUACAACAUUUAAGUACAUGAAAAUGAAGUGUUAAGAAUUUUUGAUGUUUAAUCCACAAAGAAAUCAGGUUACAGAACAGAGAACCAUGCAAGAGUAGCCAUCAGUAGCCAUUUAAAGGUGAAGGAAGGAUAUGAAUGUGUUUAUGUGGCUUACUGAUAUAUUUGAGCACUUGAAUAUGAAGAAUGUAAGGAGAUUUGAUGUUUUAUCCACAAAUGAUGCAGGUUGUAGGACAGAGAGGCUGUGCUGCCUCUCUUGCCCAAUACUUACGAAAAUUAUUACACUGUUUAUUGUCAGUGUAGCUAAGAUGUAUAGAUGUAACUAGAGGUGUUAGAGCCAAGUUAAGAGCCAGAAUAAUAUGGAGCAAAUAACCUCACCUUGUUGUAAGACUAACAAACUCCCAUUUGAUAUAACAAUGGAGCAAGUGUUUGUAGCACCUCUGUUCUUAGGGUAGAUAUUAGAAGUAGCCAUUCUGACCUGCUUCCCACUAUGCUUUUUACAGUAGACACCUUUUCUUGCUUCAGUAGAGACUAUCAGGAAAAGAACAAAAACAAGAAAUCAGGUCUUCUUUGACUAAACAAUUGAUCCAGCAAGCAAAAUGUAUAUUCACUAAGGCUAUUAAUAUAGGGUUAAAUGAUGGGCAGGCGGGUCACUGUGUGUGGUACCUAGUGCUGUUGCUGCUGUGUGGGGUGUGGCUGUUAGCUUUCUAGGAAGAACUUCAAGGUUUCCUGUGAGAUUUACAGUCUAGUCAGAAAGAUAUUUAGUCCCCCUUUAUCAGUAUUUGCCGUUUUAUUAUUGUAUCUUUAAAGGAAACGGUGGAUAAUUGUAUAAUGAAUCAGAUUUCACCACUGUAAGCUACUAUAGUGAGAGUUGUGUACAUAUACCUAUUUCAUCGUUAUACCAUAUAUUUGUACAACAUACAGGCAAGUUCAAAGUAACCAGUUGUAAUACUCGUGUGUUUCGUGUUGCUCACCAUUAAGUCAUAAAACACACACUUCAACUCAAGGUCAAAAUGGGCUGAAGCACCAGGGAGGCAUUGAAUCCUCCUCAUAUCACAAUGUGUGUCUUGGUGUAGCUUGUUGCACUCUAUUACUGAAGUACCCUGGGAACUUGCUUGAACCUGGCAGGAAGCAUUCAGAAAGCAAUCUCUGCCGUGCCACUCAGGGUGGGGCAAGGUGAGGGUAGCCUUGGUCUGGGGUGACAGCUGGUGUGAAGUGUUGGCUUUUGUUCUGGGUCUUUGAAAUCUCUCAGCCCAAUCAGCUAUUUAGCAUCAGCUAUUACUAACAUAACCAUGGCAUAAAUCCCUGUUAUCUUGGCUUUCUGUGGUCACAAUCAUCCAACUGUGUUCCACAGCUAGUCUUUCUUGAGGAACCCUAUUGUGACCAUCCUUAUUAAGGAUAUAUGACAUCUGGAUAUUGAUAAAAUGACUGAUUAAUCACAUUCCUAAAAAAAGAGUGAAGGUAUGGAGCCACUCACAAUGUUGUGCCCAUCACACUACUGUGUAAGCUAAGUAGUGGCAGGAGUCAAGCCCUUUGUGUCCCUUUCUCAGGAGGCGUCCCAUUGUUGCAGCUCAUUGGACAGAGCAUUGACGACUCACUCUUGGCAUUGUUCCCCUAAGUGGCCUAGCUCAAAACUUUGUCCUAGUUAUCAGCAUCAAAAUAAAUGGAAAUAUUUAUGGAAGAAAGAUUAAAUGAGAAAUUAAGAGAAAAUGCUUUUAAGUGGAUCACCAUAUAAAAAGAAAACAUGGUUGUGACAAAGGAAUGAUGUCAAGUGUGGCUGGGCAGUGGAAGCAAUAUGAGGUAUUGUGACAGAUGUUAGUUCCUGGGUUCAGAUAAGUCAUUUCACCACUGUUCACAUUGUCCCAGCAUCAUCCCCUGAGAAGUGCCCAUUAUGAGCAUCAUCUGCACAUGUAUAGAAUUGAGGUGUGUUCAUUGGCUGCUGUCCUAUCAUGCUGUGGUCCUUUGAGAGGGAGGUGUUGAUGUGUAAACACUGGACUUGAAUCAAGAACUUCCUGUGUUCUAAAUCCUUGGUGGCACGGCACCUAAGGCCAGGUGUCACAGAUGUCCUACAGACACUCUGGACUUGAAUCAAGGACUUCCCGUGUUCUAAAUCCUUCAUGACAGCACCCAAGUACAGGCAUCAGAGAUGUCUUAACUGAUUUACUGUUGUUAUCAAGAGUGUUAGCAGCUAGAAAAUGAGCAAACCAGGUGAGCAAACAAUGCAUCCUUGACAGUCACUACCAGCAAAGGUUUUACCAAGUCGAGCACACAGACAUGUCCCAUUAAGGGGCCAAGGCAGACCAUGCUGAAAGGGGGGAGCUAAUACUGAGUAACCAUAUUUAUGAACAGUAUUUGGUUGUAUGUGAUAAGCACAGUAGAGGCUUGAGUCAUACCUAAUGAUUAAGUUUUGUCCUCAGACAAAUAUCUUUUAUUCUGUCACAGCUUAGCUGUAUCUUAUAAAGGAAUCAUAGAUAUAAGAGACUAUCUAUACUAAUUUUGGGAGCAUUUUUCAAAUUCUGUAUGUAUACAUAGUUCACCAAGAUAGUUGUAGCACAUGCCUUCAGAUCCUGUAGGGCCUCAUGCCAGGCUGUGAUGGCUGGACUGAUUAUGAUGUCAGGUGUCUGUAGGUCCUAAAAAAAUUAGAACUGGACACAUUUACUGGCUUGUGACAACUUUCAUGUUGUGCUUUGAGCCGGCACGGAUCUUUGGCAAGACUCGUGGCUGAGGCUUGACUGCCGUGGCUGCCUCUGUGCGCUACCUGAUGCUUGGCAGGAGCUUGUUGAGUUGUGUAGGUGAGUAAGGCAGUGCAAUAAAUAGAUGGUUAGAUAAAGAAAAUAACACAAAAAAAAAAGAUGUAAAAGCUUUGAGUCAGAGUAAUGUUACUAGUCAUGUAAGCGAUCUCAAGCAAGGAGGAUUAUGAUAAGUAACUAGAUUAGAAUUCACACCAUUACAAACAUGAAGAUUUGUGUAUCGUUUGAAAACACUUGAAUCAAAGUAUCUUUUAAGAAUAUUUAAUCUUUGCUUGAGGCACCAAAAUUCUUGGCUUUACUGAAGGUAAUGUGAUGGGUCCUCACUUUAAACGGCACCAAGGUCACUCUGGCAGAUAUGUGGUAUCAGGUUACUCUUUUAGUGGGGACAAAUUUCCUGACAACUUUUAUACUUCAUUAUCCAGUGCUAUUACUCUCAGUGGGACAACUUUCUUCUCAUGUCUUACAUUUUUCUGUAUUCAGUGUUGGUCCUUUGCUCUUUCAUUGUAUUGUCUGUUAAAGUGGUGAUUCGCCAAGUUCGGAAGUGCCCUUUAAAGUGUUGUAGAAAGGCAGGUGACAAGAGGUGCAUAGGGACGGCAGUUCACUGAAAUUUCAGCCAUAGAAGUAUAGCAGGAGUUAUUAGAUCAGGUAAAAUACAUGGUACUGUGAAGCAAAGUCCAUGCAAGUUUUGAGUUAGCACAUACUUGAGCUCAGUGUGACUUGCUGACAGCACUCACUGUUCUGGGUUGAGGCAGCAAGUGUCAGUGCUGGCAAAACCUGAAGCUGUUUCCCACAUUAUAGGUAAAGUUUGUCUCCUUCCUGAUGGAGAACCUUGAUAUUUCACACCUGUUAAUCUCUUGGAGCUUUGUUUGCCACUGGUGUCUACUAAACCUGCCAAAUAUGCCUUUGUUUUUUAUAACUGUGCAAGUCUGUAGCUGGGUUUUGGAGACUGUUCUUUUCCACCUUCCCUUAAUUGUAAUACUAAAGUCUAGGAGUUGACUAUCAUCAUAAAUUACAUUACAGAGUGCCUGCUUAGUGUAGUAAUUUACAUUUUGACUAUUAGGAAACAAUGGCAAAGAACAUGUUAUUGGCUUUGUACGUGCUCCCAGACCCCUUAAGCUGCAGCCUCCACCACUGCUGGUUUCUUGGGUGAUGAAAUGAGCCACUUGUGUUGCUGCUAUUCAUUUUCAUCUGUCGCUUGGAAAAGAAAAAAAAGAAGAAAAAAAAAGAAAAAAAAUCUUGACGGAAUCAUAUUUGUGAGGUUGCUUCCACUACUAUUAUUUAACACUUUGCAGCAUAAUUUGAUUAGGAUGUUAGUGACAAUGCCUUGAAGCUCAUGUGGCGGCAGGAGUUGCUUCCACCUUAGUGCCCAGGAGUGACCGAAAGCAUGAAGAGUGGUGCAUCAUCUCUGCCCCCUGUGGCAUAUCCCUUCAGUUUCAUAGCAUAUUUAUAAUAGCAUUAGCCUUAAAAAGAACAUCAUAAUUAAAGUUAGGUAUUACAGUAUAUGCAUUGUUACUUUUAAUUAUACAUAUAUGUGCAGGACACAAUAUAGUAUGUAUGGGCACAUUGUCAACACAAAACUACAUUAGUUAGUGCACUUUACCACCACUAGCAAAUGUAUGUUUUCUCUCCCUAAUUCACCAUUGGUAUUGGUGUUCAGUGCUUUGUUAUGCUGUCACAAGCUCACAGCAGUCCUAGUGGGAUUAGUCAGGGAUCCAUAUAAUUUGUUCCACUCCAGCAGACUCAUGUUCUUGGUUUUGGCUGUCAAAAAUACCCCAACAAUAACUUCAUGUUUUUGUUGUCGCAUGAUACGUUUAUGUCUCGGCAUUUGAAAUAUGUUUCCUGUUUCCAUUGGCAUCUUAGCACUUGUUUUGUAUAGCAUCAGAAACUGUAGCCAGAGUGUGCUGUCCCUCAACAAAGGUCAAUAAAAAGUUAUCAGAUAA